Messenger RNA from Nelumbo nucifera (sacred lotus), 2857 nucleotides. RefSeq names its product ubiquitin carboxyl-terminal hydrolase 21. Gene Ontology annotation, biological process: protein deubiquitination. Gene Ontology annotation, molecular function: cysteine-type deubiquitinase activity. NCBI's taxonomy places the organism in Eukaryota, Viridiplantae, Streptophyta, Magnoliopsida, Proteales, Nelumbonaceae. Gene Ontology annotation, cellular component: cytosol; nucleus. The record is from RefSeq and is a predicted model, not a curated record.
UCUCUCUCUCACAGUUUCUCUCUCACUGAUUCGAUUCGCUCCUUUUCAGAAAUUCAGAUUUUAGUUAGAGAGCCAAAACAGAAACCCCAAAAACAAAAACAAAUGGCGGUUAACGAGUUUUCCCUCCCUUUUCAAAACCUUGACCAUAAAAUGGAAACUUCUCUUCUCCUCAAUGCCAAAGCCCUACAACAAACCCACCACCACUUCUUCAACCCCACCAGCCACCACGAUCUCUUCUAAGCUCUACCCAUCUUCUUCUUCUUCAUCUUCUUCCCCGCCUACUACUGCAUCUCCAUGGAGUCCGGGCCCUCAAAAUCCCUAGAUGACGGCCACCUUUUUUCCUCUCCUCCUACGGCCGAAACCCUAGAUGAUGUUGCAUUGCCUUCUCCGCCUCCGCUUUCCCAUCAAGAAACCCUAGAUGAUGUUACAUUGCCUUCUUCGCCUCUGCGUCCUCAGGCGCAAACCCUAGAUACUGAUUCGUCGGUUCUUGUUAAUGCUUCAGGUGAUGCCUCACCAUCUUCGCUUCCCAAUUCUUUUGCGGACAUCGGACCUUUGUCUCCCAAGAGGCCCUUUGCUUACUCUGACCCUUCUUACUCCCUAUCUUCCUAUGGAGAAGUUUCUAUGAUGGGUGCGGGUCUCGAAAAUCUCGGGAACACUUGCUUUCUCAAUGCAAUUCUUCAAUGUUUCACCCACACGGUCCCACUCGUGCAGGGUCUUCGUUCAUGCAAUCAUGCAACUCCAUGCGAGCGCGGGAGUAAAGAGUUUUGUGUUUUAUGUGCUCUCCGUGACCACGUUGAGCUCUCCUUGGCUUCAUCUGGACGGAUUAUCUCGCCCUCAAAAUUGGUGGACAAUUUGAGCUAUUUAUCUUCCUCUUUCCGGAGAUUUGAGCAGGAGGAUGCCCAUGAAUUUCUACAAUGCUUGCUGGAUAGGCUUGACAGCUGCUGUUUGGAUCCUACCUUGCAAAAUCAAAAUUUAUCUUCGCAAGAGGUUACUUUUGUUAAGCAGAUUUUUGGUGGUCGUCUAAAAAGUCAGCUUCGAUGUUGCAACUGUAGUCACCGUUCAGACACUUUUGAGCCCCUGAUCGAUCUAAGUUUGGAGAUUGAUGAUGUAGAUACACUACCAAAUGCUUUGCAAUCUUUUACAAAGGUUGAAAACAUUGAAGAUCCAGAGACAAGAUUCACCUGUGAAAACUGCAAGCAGAAAGUAUCAGUAGAGAAGCAGCUUACCCUGGACCAAGCCCCCUUAGUUGCGGCAUUUCAUUUGAAGAGAUUUAAGAAUGAUGGUUCAUAUGUUGAGAAGAUUGACAAGCAUGUGGAGUACCCAUUGGAACUGGACUUGCAUCCCUACACUGGCUGUGAUCAAAAGAAUAAUGUUAAUUUAAAGUAUGAAUUAUAUGCAGUUGUAGUGCAUAUUGGAUUUACACCUUGGUCUGGACAUUAUUACUGCUUCAUUCGUUCCUCUCCACACACAUGGCACAGGUUGGAUGAUUCAAAGGUGAUGAGAGUUACACAGGAGUUUGUCCUUGCUCAAGAGGCCUACAUUCUAUUCUAUGCAAGGCAUGGUUCACCCUGGUUUUCAAGUUUAAUGGAAACACUGAAACCAUGCAUGAAUACAAACAGUCCCUCUACUUCCCCGAAGUCUGUUCUAGAUGUAGAGAGGGUGUGUAUUCCACUUCCUCUCAAGGAAAAUAGUUGUAGAGAGGCAAAUGGAGCUAGAGAUGAUGUGGGUAAAGUUUCUAAUACUCUUCCUCCUGGAGCAAGUAGCUUCACUGUGUUUGAUGCAGCUAAUGAUGAUGAGGAAAGAAMAUCUUAUCCAUGUCAAGACCAUAAUUGCUGUAGCAAGCCUGAGGAAAGCAGAAAUAAUGUUGGUGUCUGUCCUCAAACGCCACCUCCUAGAUCUCCUAGCCCUGAUAUAUACUCAGAUGGUCCUUCAGAAAAGAGCUACAGUAUUCCACGUGCCCAUCUGAGAUCAGAGGAAAGGCUACCUUGUACAAGGCCUGGGAACAAUGCUCUGGAGGAGUUUAAGAAGAAGCAGCUAGUUAAACUGACCAAAACAAUGCCUAGUUCACGGAGAAAUGGAUUAAUGGCUGCUUUACAGACAUCCCGCAGUGAUGGUUCUUUGGACAGGAAAAGGAGACGGACAGUGUCACGUUGGGAAGAUCACCGAGAUAGGGAUGCCAAUAGGACUACUUAUAGGAAGCUCAGCCCCCAAUCUAUCACGCGUGCUGUUACAGCUGGGGAUUUUCGCUAGACAACAUAUCCAAGUAAAGGUCGAUAAUUCAGUUUCUCAACUAACCCAAGAUGCCUAGUGAAAGGCUGUUAUAUCUGCUGCAGGUUCUGUUUUUGUUUUCCCUCCAUGGGUUGUAGAAAUUGUGGGUAGUUAUUUUUGCAUCUGUAUAGUGUUGUCCCUGUUGCCGUCUGUGCAUGUCUCCAAUUUUUAAGAUUAUGCGCAGUUACAAAAUACCUGCCCUUUCCAAAACUGAUGUUACAUCAUAAUGGGUUUUUGGUUGGUUAAAGUCAGAUUCUGAGACCAGGAUAUGAUAGCUCUAUUUUGGACAAUUUUGAGUUAUUCAAAUUAUGUGAGAAAAUGGUAGUCAGUAUUUGCAGUCCACAGUUCUGAUGGUGCAUCGCAAAUUUGCAUUGUCAUGUCAAGGCUCAACGGUGAGACUGGCUAAUCGACGAGAAGAAAUCCUUCUGGACUGAUAGGUCUGGUCUCUUUCGGGUUGGGUAGAUUGGAUUCGACAUCAGCACUCCGCACACAAGUGGUCACACUUCGAUGGAUUAAUAGUUAAAACAUUAUUGUUCUUUUGAUUUUUUCUUCCUUUUUUUUAUGUAUCUAUGAUGAAUUUUGAAAACAA